Messenger RNA from Neogale vison (American mink), 978 nucleotides. It is a transcript of the gene C5H13orf42, whose product is annotated as chromosome 5 C13orf42 homolog. The record is from RefSeq and is a predicted model, not a curated record. The transcript is spliced from 4 exons. The coding region runs from base 1 to 978 and encodes 325 amino acids. Lineage: Eukaryota; Metazoa; Chordata; Mammalia; Carnivora; Mustelidae.
AUGCUCAGAAAGCUGCACUCCAUCUUUAACUCAGGCCCGCAGAGGAAGGCAGGGGUGGCCACGGGUCCCGGCUGCGACCCAGCCAGCCCCACCGUGAGGCUGACCCGCAGCAGCUCCAUGUACGUGGUCGGGGACCACGGGGAGAAAUUCAGCGAGUCCUUGAAGACGUCCACCACCAGCAGCAUGGACAGCAGCCUGUACUGCCUGCAGCAGGAGGGGGACCGGGCGUGGCUGCUGUCGCGCCCCCAGGACUGCCUGCAGUACUUGCAGGAGCUGCUGGCCUUGCGGAAGAAGUACCUCAGCAGCCUGCACGACCUGAAGCCCAGCCGCGCCCCCGGCCUCUCCUCCCCGUCCUCCGCCACCUCCGAAAGCGCGGAGAGGGGCCCCGGCCGGCUCACCUCCAAAGAAAGAAAGAAAGCAGCUGCAAAGAAGUACUCCCAGUUCAGUGCCGAUGUGGCCGAAGCCAUGGCCUUCUUUGAUUCCAUCAUUGCCGAGCUGGAUACAGAGAAGCGGCCCCGGGCUACUGAGGCAGAGCCCCCGAAUGAGGACGUGGACUUUGAUGUUGCCACCAGCUCCCGGGUGCACAGCCUGCACUCCAACUGGAUCCUGAGGGCGCCACGAAGGCACUCCGAGGACAUCGCCGCGCACGCUGUGCAUGCGACCGAUGGCCAGUUUCGAAGGACCACGGAGUGCAGGACCAUUGGCACUCAGAGGAGGCUCGAGAGGCACCCCAUUUACUUGCCCAAGGCUGUGGAAGGGGCAUUCAACACCUUGAAAUUUAAGCCCAAAGCCUGCAAAAAAGACCUGGGGAGCCCCCGACAGAUCCUCUUCAACGUCUCAGGAGAAGACAUGGAAUGGGAUACAGAGCUCUUCGCGCCGGAGCCCCUGGCGUCUCUGGGGGAGGACUACCAUGAGACGGAGAACCCCAAAGGGCAGUGGCUGCUUCGAGAAAAACUCUGGGAGCGAACAGUGCCCUGA